Messenger RNA from Saprolegnia parasitica CBS 223.65, 1416 nucleotides. RefSeq lists its product as hypothetical. The coding region runs from base 155 to 1339 and encodes 394 amino acids. The record is from RefSeq and is a predicted model, not a curated record. NCBI's taxonomy places the organism in Eukaryota, Oomycota, Saprolegniomycetes, Saprolegniales, Saprolegniaceae. The transcript is spliced from 5 exons.
GAUCAAGGGGCGGGCCGACGAUGCGACCGACAAACCGUCCAGCGUGCAAGUGUUUCACUUGAACGAGGGCAACCAAGCCGGCUGGCACUACCCGUGGAAGAGCGGACGUGGCCAAGCCGUACGCGAAACCAAGCACUGUCUUCGGGCGUACGUGAUGACUCGCGAGGACGUCAAUCUCUGCCGCGUACUGCAAGUAGCCUCGACACCGGCGUUCACGAUCGAGUCGUCGCGGCGCAAGGCCGAGCCGCUCGGCCCCGACGUGCUCGUAACGUUCUCCAAGCUCUUCGCCCCCGAGUCCAGCAUUCGCGUCAAGGCCAUGCAGCUCCAGACGCUCUACGACUUUCUCUCGACGAUGGCGCUCCCGCAACUCGUCUUCGUGCAGCCGCAAAUCCAAAAGCAGCUCCACGAGCUCAUCUACAAGCCUCCUCGCGCCGCGUCGAAACGCAAGCGCGCGAUCACGGGCGACGCCAGCGUUUUUGCCGCGCUCUGGAGCGCGUAUGCGCCGGCUGCGACGGCGCCGACCGCCAAGGCGCGGGUAGAAGUGGGCGUCAACCUCCUCUACGACAUUGUUCGCCACCUCCCGUUCAUGCACAAGCUCAUCUUCCAGCGUGACGGCCCGUGGCGGCUCGGAGCGACGCCCGAGCUCUACAACUGCUGGGUCGAAAACACGGCGAGAGCCAUGGACGCCCUCCUGGCCAAGCCGGGCUUGACGCUCGCCGGUUUCUGCGCCAAGCUCGACACGCCGCUCUCGGAGCCUGUGCCACUGGACCAGUUCCUUCGCCUCCUACCUACGCUCCACCCGACCGACUAUGUCGACCCACCGAGCCUGCCCCACCAAGGUGCAUUCACGGCGUCCUGGACCCUCGAUCCGGCGCGUCUCGAGCUCCGUCACGUGGCCGCGCUGCCAACGCUCUCGCUGAUGACAGUGCUGCGAUCCAUUUCCAUGCUGUCGGGCUUUUCGCUCAGCCUCGUGCAGCCAACGCUUCAUAUGCGAUCGUACGCCGAGUGGCUUCCAACGGCGUGGACCACCUACGUGCUGGACGGCCGGCUGCAUCCGUGCGAUGCUGUUCUGCCCAAUGGUGAGCCCGUGGGCAUGAUUGCCCUCGACCACUACAUCGGCUGGCACAAGGACACAAAGCUACGCGUCGACCUCUUUGGCCCGAACCUGCGUCUCUCUGUGCGCUGCGCUCUCACCAAGGAGACCGAGAUGGACAUGGACGUGAUGGCGUGGGCGACACCGAGUGGCGACGACGGCGCCGCCGACUUGCCCGACGACGUCCUCGACGCGCGCUGCGCCCGGCUCCUCCACGCGACUGGCGGCUUUGCGGCCGAAGGCUAGGUACUGGCUGAGCGAAUUUGAGGAUGCAGCGCCCAAUGAAAUGCGGUCACUGUAACGAAUAAGCGUGACAAGUUGCC